Messenger RNA from Arabidopsis thaliana (thale cress), 1372 nucleotides. RefSeq names its product Integrase-type DNA-binding superfamily protein. Gene Ontology annotation, biological process: regulation of DNA-templated transcription. Lineage: Eukaryota; Viridiplantae; Streptophyta; Magnoliopsida; Brassicales; Brassicaceae. Gene Ontology annotation, molecular function: DNA binding; DNA-binding transcription factor activity. The record is from RefSeq and is marked reviewed. The transcript has 3 exons. The coding region runs from base 512 to 1075 and encodes 187 amino acids. Gene Ontology annotation, cellular component: nucleus.
GUAGUACAAGAUUAUGUUCUAGACUUCUAGUGCAUUGUGCAGCUUGGUUCCUCGGAUUACAGGAAUACGACAAGAAGCUCCGGUUCCAAAUGUUUCCAGCAAGUGAUGUCGAUCAAACUUAAUGCUUUGCUUUUCUGGUUAACAUAUGGACAACAAGAUUAGAACUUUUGCUAGCUUUGGAUUGAUCGAAUGGUAUCUUCAGAAACUGCGGUGGUUCGUACGCGUGUCUCAACUUGGGGGAAAAAACGGUCAUCUGACUUUAAAUAAAUCUCGAUCCCCGCGGAUGCAACUCUCGAGGACUCUACUACGCUGGCACAAUCGCAGUUUCUACAUUGCCACGUGCUGUUGGUAAACAUCGCGUGCCUCUCCAUUUCAUCACCACUUGCUCCAUAGUUCAACACAAAAGUUCUUUCUGCUUUCAAUACCCUUACUUUUCAGUUUCCACAGUCCCUGUACUUGUGCAUAAAACUGUAAAACACUACUCUGAAAAUUUUGCUUCUGUUAGGAUAUAAUGCCACCCUCUCCUCCUAAAUCUCCUUUUAUUAGCUCUUCACUCAAAGGAGCUCAUGAAGAUCGCAAAUUUAAAUGCUAUAGGGGUGUCCGAAAGAGGUCUUGGGGCAAAUGGGUGUCUGAAAUCAGAGUUCCAAAGACUGGACGACGAAUAUGGCUAGGUUCAUACGAUGCUCCAGAGAAGGCAGCUAGAGCCUAUGAUGCUGCUUUGUUCUGUAUUAGGGGUGAGAAGGGAGUUUACAAUUUUCCCACUGAUAAAAAGCCGCAGCUUCCAGAAGGUUCUGUCCGGCCUCUGUCCAAGCUCGACAUACAGACAAUAGCAACAAACUAUGCUUCAUCAGUUGUGCAUGUACCUUCCCAUGCCACCACACUCCCGGCAACAACCCAGGUUCCCUCUGAAGUUCCUGCUUCCUCUGAUGUUUCUGCUUCUACUGAGAUUACAGAGAUGGUCGAUGAAUAUUAUCUCCCAACCGAUGCAACUGCAGAAUCAAUAUUCUCAGUUGAAGACUUACAACUGGACAGUUUCCUCAUGAUGGACAUUGAUUGGAUAAACAAUCUAAUCUGAUGUGUAACGUCACUUGCAGUGACAUUUAAUAUGGUUUAACUAUCAGUUACCUGUCUGCUUCUUGUAAGGGUAUACUUGGAUCCUUGUCUUUGAACUUGUUUUAUUUAGCAUGCAGUUUGUUGUUUCUGUUUUGCAUGUGUUCUUCCUUAUGAGAUGUUGGAUAUGAAUGAAAUGAUUAGGAGUUGGCGUUCACACCUAAAUCUUUGUUGCAUGUUUGAUGCAUUUUUUCCUAUAUCGUUCACACAUGAUCUGCCUCUUUUUCUAUACUUCUACUUCUACAUAAACCAUACUAGGACU